AUGACCUCGCAGUCGAGUAUCACAAUUCCCCCGGGACAGUCGCCCCCCUUCGCCGUCGUGACCCCCGACGAUCAUGAGGCGUAUAUCUUGAUCUCGACGGCCUUCGGCCUGGCCUGUAUCCUGUUCUUUGCCGGCAUCAGAACAGUCGUUCGCACCACCAUCAGCCACGGCAUCGGGACCGACGACUAUCUCUUCUAUGCGGCCACCGCCUUAGCCAUCAUCCAGUCGUCGGUCAUCCUGGCAGCAUGCUCCAAGGGGCUGGGCAAGGCACUGCAUCUGGUGCCGCUGGAAUCGCAGAAUGAGGUCCAAAAGAUGUAUUACACCAGCAAUUUGUUCUUUAUCGUCGUCAUCGGCCUGGCCAAGAUCUCGCUCGUCUCCUUCCUCCACCGCAUCUCGCGCAUGAAGCAACACAGGCUGGUCUUUAACAUCGCUAUGGGAGUCCUGGGGGUUUGGACCGUGGGCGCUUUCCUGGCCGUGGCCUUUCAAUGCAAUCUCUCCCAUGCGUGGUUGACCGUUGGUGAGAAGUGUCCGGGAAUUCUUCGACGGUGGCAAGUCAUUGGUGCACUCGACAUCGUGACUGAAGUCGCCAUUAUCGCCCUGGUCGGCUACCUGGUCUACGACCUGCAGACAUCAGUAUCGAGCAAAAUGACGGUACUGUCAAUCUUUGGUAUCCGCCUGUUCCUCGUCAUCUUCAUCGCCUUCCGACUGCACACUUUCGACCAAAGCGCCUAUACCACGAACCCUCUACUCCGUGAAUCCAGCUUCGUCGCUUGGACCCAAAGCGAGAUGAGCUACUCGCUGGUGUCGGCCACUGUGCCCAUCUUCCACAACUUCCUCAAGAGCUUGAGCACCGGGUUCGGCGGCAUGCAUGCCACCAGCAACGGAUACGGCUACGGGUAUGGGUACGGCAGCGGCAACCGCAGCCAUGGCCAGCACUCCAAGGGGUUCCAGCUGUCCACUCUGAGGUCCAAGAACAAGAGCGCCGCGAUGCCCUCCGUCAACGACGACCAGGACGGAUAUUACGGCGGCCACCCGAAGGCGUUGACGGCCGAACAGCUCGCUGGAGGGCCUACAGCGUCCACCACGGUGCAGUGGUCCGGCGCCAGAGCCUCCAGGGGAGAAGCCGCCAGGAACAGUAUCAACAGCGACGAGAGCCAACGGUAUAUGAUCCGCAAGGAUGUCCAGUGGGAAGUGAGGACUGAAAUGAGGGAAUGA
This is a messenger RNA of Fonsecaea pedrosoi CBS 271.37, 1215 nucleotides long. RefSeq lists its product as uncharacterized. The transcript is spliced from 3 exons. The record is from RefSeq and is a predicted model, not a curated record. The coding region runs from base 1 to 1215 and encodes 404 amino acids. NCBI's taxonomy places the organism in Eukaryota, Fungi, Ascomycota, Eurotiomycetes, Chaetothyriales, Herpotrichiellaceae.